Messenger RNA from Chinchilla lanigera (long-tailed chinchilla), 8396 nucleotides. RefSeq names its product Scm-like with four mbt domains 2 (gene Sfmbt2). Gene Ontology annotation, molecular function: histone binding; transcription corepressor activity. Gene Ontology annotation, biological process: regulation of DNA-templated transcription. Lineage: Eukaryota; Metazoa; Chordata; Mammalia; Rodentia; Chinchillidae. The record is from RefSeq and is a predicted model, not a curated record. The transcript is spliced from 21 exons. Gene Ontology annotation, cellular component: nucleus. The coding region runs from base 1088 to 3772 and encodes 894 amino acids.
CAUUAAACAUUUUUUAUUAGUAUGGAGACAAUAAAACCUAAGUAACCUUGUGCUUUUAACAUGAACAAAAUAGUAUACAUACAAUUUUUCAACUUUUCAGAAACUUUUCAUGAAUAUUAGGAAUACACAGAAUAUGAAAGAAACUUUUCAACUGUUAAGUUCCUAAUUUAUUCUGUAUCAUCAAAUGGCAUAGCAGGUGAAUAUUUUAUACUUAAACAAAAAUAAUUUAACAUUUUGUGCAAUUUAGCCUUAUUUAUUCUACAAGAAAUUCCCACGUUCCUUUGAAAGCAUGACCCAGGUCUGUAGCUGCAGUAAAAAGUGAUGACAUUCAUGGCUCACCCACAGUUUAGCAAAGUAAUAACUCCAAGGGCUUAUAGGGGAGGAGGAAAGUUUUAGUGAAUACUGACAACACAGAACUCCUGGGUUGAUCAUGGGACUCACAUGGCCUUCUCUGAUUUGAAGUGAAGUAUGUCUUCUUUACUUUGAAAAAGUAUUUCGUUUUUACCAGUGCUUUUAUCCUUGGCAGACUAAGCUCGUUUCCCACCCCCGCCACCAACUUUAAUCGACUUAGGGUGGAUCCCACAUCUGGCUGGAUUCCUAUAUCUCUAAAGGGUCCGGUUCUGGAAUAAAAGCGAAAGUUGGGGGGUACUGGAGUGGGAUGAACAGGUCACUUUAACUGCCACUGGGAAUCUCCUAACCACUUUUCAUUUGGCUCACUGGCGUCCUUAGAUAAAGGAGAACGGAGGGAGGUCGAGGGAAAAAAAGCCAAGGAACGGUCCAAAAGUCACGUGCAAAAAGCAGCCCCAAAGUAGAGGAGAGCGGAACUUUGAGAGGUUCCACAACAGACUACUUUAAGAGUCUUUACGGUAACAAUGAGAGCAUUCGGUUCGUGAUUCGAUUUCUUAAUCAAGAUAAGUAAAACAAAAAUGCCGCUCCUCCACGGCAGCCCUUUCUAGAGCCACGGGCAGAGGUUCGCAGGCGGCAGCGUACCAACCGCAUAAAGCACUGCUCAACCACGCUGGGGCAAUCAGGAAGAUAAUUUUUCCUGUGAGAUGAAUUAAGGUAAAAGAACACCUAGUCUUCAGGCAUGGAGAGCAGUUUGUCAGUUUCCAACAUGCAAGACCCUUCCUCUUCUCCCUUGGAAAAGCACGUGGAUUCAGCUAAUGGAAAUGGAGACCUUGACUCAGAAGAUGGCUCCAGCUUGGAAGAAACCGGUUUUAACUGGGGAGACUAUUUGGAAGAGACAGGGGCUAGGGCUGCCCCUCACACAUCCUUCAAACAUGUGGAAAUCAGCAUUCAGAGCAACUUCCAGCCGGGAAUGAAAUUGGAGGUGGCCAACAAGAACAACCCGGACACAUACUGGGUGGCCACAAUCAUCACCACCUGCGGGCAGCUGCUGCUGCUGCGCUACUGUGGUUACGGGGAGGACCGCAGGGCUGACUUCUGGUGUGACGUGGUCAUUGCCGACCUGCACCCCGUGGGGUGGUGCACACAGAACAACAAGGUCUUGAUGCCUCCAGACGCCAUCAAAGAGAAGUACACAGACUGGACAGAAUUCCUCAUACGUGAUUUGACUGGCUCUCGGACAGCACCUGCCAACCUACUGGAAGGUCCUCUGCGAGGGAAAGGCCCUAUAGACCUCAUUACAGUUGAUUCCUUAAUAGAACUUCAGGAUUCUCAGAACCCUUUUCAGUACUGGAUAGUUAGUGUGAUUGAAAAUGUUGGAGGAAGAUUACGCCUUCGCUAUGUGGGAUUGGAGGACACUGAAUCCUAUGACCAGUGGUUGUUUUACUUGGAUUACAGACUUCGACCAGUUGGUUGGUGUCAAGAGAAUAAAUACAGAAUGGACCCUCCUUCAGAGAUCUGUCCUUUGAAGAUGACCUCUGAGUGGAAAUGUGCUCUGGAAAAAUCCCUUAUUGCUGCUGCGGAGUUUCCUCUUCCAAUGGAAGUAUUUAAGGAUCAUGCAGAUUUGCGAAGCCAUUUCUUCACAGUCGGGAUGAAACUAGAGACAGUGAAUAUGAGUGAGCCCUUUCAUAUCUGUCCUGCAUCAGUGACCAAGGUUUUCAACAAUCAUUUUUUUCAAGUGACUAUUGAUGAUCUAAGGCCAGAACCUAGUAAACUCUCGAUGCUAUGCCAUGUGGAUUCUUUGGGGAUUUUGCCAGCACAAUGGUGCCUUAAAAAUGGAGUCAACCUCACUCCUCCCAAAGGGUACUCCGGUCAGGACUUCGACUGGGCAGAUUAUUACAAGCAGCAUGGGGCGGAAGAAGCACCUCCCUUCUGCUUCAGAAAUACAUCAUUCAGUCGGGGUUUCACUAAGAACAUGAAACUUGAAGCUGUGAACCCCAGGAACCCUGGAGAACUCUGCGUGGCCUCCGUGGUCAGCGUGAAGGGGCGGCUGAUGUGGCUGCAGUUGGAAGGUCUGCAGACUCCUGUUCCCGAGGUCAUUGUUGAUGUGGAAUCCAUGGACAUCUUCCCGGUGGGCUGGUGUGAAGCAAAUUCUUACCCCUUGACUACACCACACAAAACAGUCUCGCAAAAGAAGAGGAAGAUUGCAGUGGUACAGCCAGAAAAGCAACUGCCGUCCACAGUACCUGUUGAGAAAAUACCUCAUGACCUUUGCCUCUUCCCCCACCUGGACGUGACAGGAACCGGCAACGGGAAGUACUGCUGCCCGCAGCUGUUCAUCAACCACCGGUGUUUCUCGGGCCCAUACCUGAACAAGGGCCGGAUCGCAGAGCUGCCUCGGUCGGUGGGGCCCGGCAAGUGUGUGCUGGUUCUUAAAGAGGUUCUUAGUAUGAUCAUCAAUGCAGCCUAUAAGCCUGGGAGGGUACUAAGAGAGUUACAACUGGUGGAAGAUCCGUACUGGAAUUUUCAGGAGGAGACACUGAAGGCAAAGUACAGAGGCAAAACGUACAGAGCUGUGGUCAAGAUCGUGCGAACCUCGGACCAGGUAGCAAACUUCUGCCGACGUGUGUGUGCCAAGCUGGAGUGCUGUCCAAAUUUGUUCAGUCCUGUGCUGGUUUCUGAAAACUGCCCAGAGAACUGCUCCAUCCACACCAAAACCAAAUACACUUAUUAUUAUGGAAAGAGAAAGAAGAUCAUUAAGCCCCCAAUCGGGGAAAGCAACGUUGAAAGCGGCCAUCCUAAACCAUCCAGAAGGAGGAAACGACGGAAAUCCAUCUUUGUGCAGAAGAAGCGGAGGUCUUCCGCCGUGGACUUCGCAGCGGGCUCUGGGGAGGAAAGUGAGGAGGAGGAUGCAGAUGCCCUGGAUGACGACACUGCUAGUGAGGAGACGGGCUCCGAGCUCCGAGAUGACCAGAUAGAUGCCUCCUCGGCAGAGGUGCCCUCGGCGCGGCCCCGGAGGGCCGUUACCCUGCGGAGUGGCUCGGAGCCCCCCCGCCGGCCGCCCGUGGAAAGGGCACGAAGGGGCCGUCCGGUGCCUGCCGCUCCCUCUGCCGAGGAGGGGGACAAGGGCCCACCUGCCAAGCCGGAGGGCUCAGAGGACACGAAACAGGAGGACGAGGAGAGGCUCGUCCUGGAGAGCAACCCAUUGGAGUGGACAGUCACCGACGUGGUGCGGUUCAUUAAGUUGACAGACUGCGCCCCCUUGGCCAAGAUCUUCCAGGAGCAGGACAUCGACGGCCAGGCGCUCCUGUUGCUGACUCUUCCGACCGUGCAGGAGUGCAUGGAGCUGAAGCUGGGGCCCGCCAUCAAGUUGUGUCAUCAGAUCGAGAGGGUUAAAGUAGCUUUCUACGCCCAGUAUGCCAACUGACCCUCUCCGGAAGUGGCCCGUUAUCUGUGCAGUCCCAUACUUGUGAGUGUUUUCAAGACCGAUACUUUGAUUUUUGGGGAUAUGAGAAAUGAUACAUCCACUGUGUAUCACCAGGAAGCAGGAAGCCAAGGACCCACUUCACCCACCAGCCUGUUUGAUAUUUCCAUCUUUUGAAAGCGCAAUGAAAUGCCACAGCAGUGACUUCUGGGGAGUGUACUUACAGCCCUGCGUCAGACUCUGCAGGGCGUACGAAGAGCUUCUUUGUAUGUCCACGUUUCGCCUUUCUCCUACUCCAAACCAGGCAGCUUCUUUGGAGCAAGGUUUCCUAAAGUACGGGUCACAUGCUAUUAGAACUAAGUUGAGCACAGUUGCUAUCUUCUGAAGUGUGACCAAGAAGGAUACGGAAUCCCUUGCUGAUAGUUUUUGCUGUGAUCCCUGCAGGUAUAUUUAUAUAUGCACCUGUCCCAUCGAUACAUGUGUAUCACUAUGGUUUGAUCUUGGUGGCAGCUCCUUUCUCUGAUGCAGCCGAUGUUUGAGGAUGUCCUUAUAAAACACUGUGCUGAACCUCCGUCCUCAGAGGUGCCUUUCAGGAAGUACGGGGAACAUCAGAAGCUGGUGUCGGGAAGUGAUGAGACAGCUUUUCCCAAGUGACCAAACCUGGAGCAUCCAUGGAAUGAUUCUGCUAAAGAACCGCAAUAUUCUAAUUUAGUUGUAACCACAUCAGAGAGUAACUACUGCAGGGAAACGUGUACCUGGAAGAAGCAGUUCAUCAGUUAGCCACAUCCCCUUAGGAGGAUCAUUGCAGCUGUCACUUCAAACAAGUCUCUGCGCAUCCCUUGUGCUCAUUUUUGCUCUGCCUAGACACAUGUAUACAACAGGCAUGAGGAACAAGACCCUGGCCAGAUGCAGCAGAGUAUGCCCUGGCGCUGCAGUCAACUGGUUCUCAUCCUGGCUUUGCUAAUGACCAACUGUGUGAUCUUGGGCAACUUCCCAUCCUUCUGCACCUCAGUCCUCGUAAAAGGACAGGCGUGAGCUUUCCGUAGAGUGUAGCAGCAAGCAUCUGUCUCUCUUGGCCUCCUUCUCACAUUCAUGCUGGAAAGGAAGUUCAGGUUGGCGUCUGACACCAGCGUUUAAGCCUGCAAUUCCUGCAGCUCACCCUAGCUUGAGGUUGCUUGUGAAAUCCCCUGGGCACUUGCGUUAAAUCAGCUGAGACACUUGCACACAAAUCUGUGGCUCUAAGGAGUGCUUGGCCUUUUAUACCCAGCGCUUCAUCUGUGUGUUGUGUGAGGGGCUCAGUCUGUUCAUGCAGACCCAGAAAGACGGUUCUACUUGGUGGUUGCCUCAAUGCCUUUUUAAACUGACGCAAAGAAACCAAACGUUUAUUUUGUUCGGAAGUGGACACUCGCAGACGUUUCCACCUUCUGGGAUUUGUACUGUUCUUUGUUUUGUUGUUGUUUGUUUUGUUUUUAACCAUCAUUAUGUUGAUCCUUUUCUUUGAUUAGAGUCUCAGUCUUUCCAGGGACGCGGUGUGGUGGGUUUCUUAGCUGUUGCCAUGUAUUUUCAUGCUAACCGUUACAUUCUGUAUCAGCUACAGAUGAACACGAAAAACAGAUCUUUUGUCAUUGAGACUGUGUAGUCUUCCUUGCAGCAGACUUCUAUAGUCCAGCUUUUAACACGUGGAGAAUGAAUCUGCCUGGGCACCGCUGACAGGAGGCGAGGAUAGAAGUGUCCUGGUGAUUCAUGGUCGGCUGCGGUUACGUGACUCUCUUCCAGCCUACAGUGUGACCUCUUCUCACUUCCCUAUCCCUGCCUUCUAGGCACGCGCUUUUGGCCUUAAACGCUCGUUCCCGUGGUGUUAAAUUUCCCAGCAUUGGAAAGGGUACCCAUUUCAAGAUCUGUGACAUUUUGCCUGUGCCGACUCCUUUAUCUUCCUUCACUCUGGCCUUUUCAAUCUGAGCUGGUUCUGUGUGUUGCAAGUGAACAUGAGGACAUGUCGCAGCUACAGCACAAUAUUGUAUUUUGAGAGUGAAUGUUGCCUUUGUGUGCCCUUCCGGUAAUGGCAUGGAGGAGGAGGUGCUACAUCCGAAGUCUAGGAGUCUCCUUAGUCUCUGCAGAGAGCUGGAGCAUCACGCAUCAGGAAGCCCAAGCAGGAUAUGCCUCCAUUGCUGGGAGAAGCUUUUUGCUUCCCGUUGAGCCAAAUGUCCAAGACUGCGCUUAUCCUUUAGCCUUGCAGUUUAGCUUCAGUUUCUCUCUGCGUAGUAUCAGCCACUUUGUGGACUUCGGCUCUGUGUGCAUACGGCAAGGAGGACACGGCUGUACCCAGAGCGGAAGAGUGCCGGGCCGGGAGGCCAUCAGCCUGGAUGUUGUCUGUGUGCCACCUGCCCAACCCUCCAGGAAGGCCGAGACACUUUGCAGAAUCAAGGCGAGCCGCCAGUGUCCCUGGACGUGGGUCCUUUGGGCAUCCCACCACAGUGGGUGUACUUCUUCACAUCAGCACCAGUUCUAUGACAGAAUUCUGAAGUAGUUUUCACUUCUCUCUAGAUUCACCUUUUACCAGCUUCUGUCCUAAAGACAGAGCCAGUGUCCAAGGAGGAGUGUGCUGUGUUGUGUCUCUGUUGCUUAUGGCAGAUAAAACGGAUUCUAUACACAUACCCCGUGCUGCCACAACCCAUGAGCCAAACAUUUCUUGCUCUAAACACCAACAAAUGAUGCCCCAUCCCUGGAUGGUACCAUUUCUUUGAUCUUCCUUUGAGUCCAAAGUCGUCUUCUUUAUACAGCUGGACAGUGUACAUCAUGCCACUCGUUACCUCCUGGACCUGGCCAAGCAGGCACCUGUAGUCAGCACUGUGUGUAUAACCCGAGAAACAGAAAUGUCACUUCGUUGUUAAUAACGAGAGUCUGCUGCUCAGUCCUGCCCCAAAACUCGCCGGCUGUUUCAGUCCCUGACUUCCUGACUGUAUUGGUACUGUGUUGUAAAAAAAAUCCUGUCCGCACACAAAAAAUAAAUAAAAAUCCAACCUGAAAAGAACAGGGUACUACAGGCAUUACAGAACGCCUUUGCUUUUCAACAGCAGCUCCUUCGCCAUGGAGCUCCAUGGAGAACUCGUGUGUCAGUUUAAAAAUUAAAUUCCUUUGAUCAGAGUUUGAGUCACACAUAGUAUUUGAUCUGUACAGCUACUUAGAUUCCUCUACCUUAUUUGAUCACAUUCAAAGAUCAUUUCCUUUGUGUUCACUUUGAUUUGUUCCUCCAUAAAUUAAAAUGAUCCAGACCUUCACACUGCCGCUUCUGACCUUUACUACAAUCUCUGGAAGGUUGGUUUUGAUCUGCCUUUUGAAAAUUGGUCCGUUUCUGAAUUUAUCAUAGAAUUUUGAGCAUUGCGUGAGGCAAGUACUGAACUUGCCUUCCAUGUUAUACCAAACGCCCCUUUAUAAGAGCUGUCCCUGUUAGUGUUGCAGGGACUAGGGCUUUUCAUACUAGUUUUGUAGAGCACCCAUGUGUAUUUAUUUCUGUACAUAAGACUAAAACAAAACAAAGGAGUGUUAAGGUCUUCGUUGUGGUUUGACAUCUCGCUGCUUUGGGAUAAGAUGGUGAUUCUAGGCUCCAGUUACUCUAUAUUCUGUCUUUAGAAAGCUGUGAUUGAGUGUGCAAUUAUUUGAAAGAAAAAUUAGUAAAUAAAGCUAUGUGUAGUUUUUAAGGUAUACAUUCUGUCUGUGUCUCUUUCGUGCAAUAACUAAAUAAUAAGGGAAGCUAUAUUCACAUUGGCAACUAUUACAAUUUAAUAAUUCUCUUAACUCUGCUUUUCUGUUCAAAAGUUUUAUGGAAAUUACUCCCCUUGAUUUGGUAUAAUUUAAGUUGAUUAAUUCUCAUAGCUCUUAUCAGUAGAAUGGUUUACAGCUAUCUAAAACAUGAUACGAUAAAAUCAAAUUGCUCUACUUUUGACCUGUUUAUUUAAAAAUUGUGUAAUUGCUGACAUAUGGUGCUGCCUUGGGUUUUGGUUAAAAUCCUCUCUAGUUUAAGUGAUAAAUAACAGCUCAAACAAUGUCCAGAGCUGGAGUUGUACUGGAUCUGUACCCUGUGGCGAGCACCCAGCAUCAGUGAGAUGUAGACCAUGUCAGAUAAUCAAGGCACCAGCAGUGCUUCAUGGGGCCUGAAGAGGUACCCUGAAGAAAAGGAAAGUUUUAGGACAAUCAUUUGCUGAAAAACCACCUUAAGAUGGGGAAUUUGAGGCAAACUUUUUUUUGAGUUACAGCGGAAAUAAUCAUUUCACUUCUUGUUCAGAAUGGAAGCUAGCAUGAUCUCUAGAAGCAUAAACUGUCCCUAGACGUGAAUGUUGGAAGCCCUUUACUGUGUUACAUUCCAAUUUGAAUAGUUUGUAUUGAAAUUCAAUUCAUAUCUUGUGUGUUUUGGUGCAUAAAAGGGAAAAAUUAGUGUCUUUUGGAAUUUGCAGGACAGGGGGCAUGCUGUUAGUUUGCUGUAAGAUGGUAUUCUGUAUAUAUGUUUUCAUGUACAUAAAUGAAAAUCUAUAUCAGAGUUAUAUUUUAAUUUUUAUUCUAAAUAAAACAGCCUUUUUACUUGAAAAAAACUUGUAAGCCACAUUGUUAAAUAAAGCAAACAUAAAUUCUA